Messenger RNA from Paramecium sonneborni, 3516 nucleotides. The record is from the annotation of a GenBank genome assembly. NCBI's taxonomy places the organism in Eukaryota, Ciliophora, Oligohymenophorea, Peniculida, Parameciidae.
AUGAGAAGUUAAGACAAUUCAAAAUUAAAUAUAAGUGUUCAAAUCAAAGAGAAUAGUUUUAUUAAAGGACGUAAAUUAGACUCUUUUACUAAUACUCCUUUAGUAAUAAACUCUCGAGAACAUCCUUAAUAUGGAAAUAUAGCCAAACAAGAAGAAAAUGAUAUACUGUUAGGCAAUUUAAUCAAUCGGCCAACUAAAGUCAAAACAAAAAAGAAAAAAAAGAAGAAAGCAUUGAAUACUAAACUUAGUGCUCCUGUGACUAAAGCAUCAUAAGAAAAACUAGAAAAACCUUCUAAACCUAAAAAGGCUCUCAAUACUAGUAUGAAUAAACUUUAAAAAUAAAAAAAAGUAUUCACUGUUCAUACAACUCCUUUAUUUAAUUGGGGAGUUAAUUAGGAAAGACUAAAAAAUUAUUUCUUAAAUGAAUAAUUGAAAUAAAGAAAUGUUUAAGAAACUAUGUUAAAAAGAAUUAACAAAACUGAUUUAGAUAUUAAAUAAAGAAGAGAUCAAUUAGGAGUUUCUUUUUUAAAUAAUAUCUCAUUAGAUAAAUUUAUUAAAAAGAAAAGUAAUAAAUUAUUUUUUAUAUCUCAUAGAAUUAAACAAAUCAUUAACUCCAACAAAGAAGGAUACUAAAAAACCGAAAUUUCAGAUCAACUAAGAAGAAAUUAGAAAAUAUAAGGAAUUCAAAUAGAAAAUGAUAAUGAUAGCAAAAUAAGAAUUGAAAAAAAAGGAAUAUGAGAGACAAUUUAAAAUUCAUCAAAAUUUAUAAAAUCUCAAUGAUUAUAUAAGAUCAAGAAAUAGAAGUCUUUCAGUUGGAGAUACAAAAUAAAGAAGAAAAAAUAGAACUGCAUCAACUUAUGGAAUUAUUUAUGAAGAUUAAAAAGAAAAUAUUAUAUCGGAUAGAUAUCAAGAAAAUAAAAAGAGAAAAGUUUUAUUGUAAUUUAAAAAUUAAUCUGAUAAAUCUAAAUUAGUAUAAUCAUCAAAUCAUGAAUCAAUGAGACAGCCUUGUUCAUCAAUAUAUCAAUAUAUGAGCAAUUCAAGUAGUGCAAAUAUUCCAAAUGAAAGUGAUCCAGAGCAAGAUUUUGCUAAUUUUGAUAAUAGUUUUUAUAGUUAGAAGAUAAUUACUUUAGGAGAAGAUAAAGAUGAAAUAAUGAGUUCACAAAGAGAUUGGGAUGAAUAAGAUAUUAAAGAAAUUGAAGAGAUAAGAUCAAUUGAAUAAGCAGCAAGUAAAUAUAGUGAGAAAAGAUAAAAAUCUUAAACAGAUGAAUAAGCAGCAAUAAAAAUUUAAAAAGUUUGGAGAAAAUAUAAAACAAGAUAGAUUUUAAGUUAUUAUUAAGAUUAUUUUAAAAAAGAAGAAGAAUAAGCUGAAUUUAAUUUAAAUGAUUUACAUUAAAGUUAAAUUCAAGAGUUGAUAAAAAUGGGUUAUAUAAAGGUAGAUUCAAAAGGACAAAUUUAACUUAUUGAGCAGGAUAAAAGUGAAAAAUCAUCUGAUUCUUCAUUAUAAAAUAAGAAAAAGAAAUCUAAAAAUUAUAUAGUAGAUUUACCUUAAGCUUAAAAAUAAAUUUAUGAUGCUAAUGCUUAUCAAGAUUAUAUUGAAGGUUUUAGUGAUUCAAAAGAUAGUGAAGGAAAGAAAUCAACAGAAAAAAAAUAAUUUUUAUCAGCUAUUUCAGAAUAAUAAGAAAUGGAAAACUGUAGAGAAAGUACAGAAAAGAAUUCAUUAAUUAUGAAUUAAUAAAUAACUUUUAAAAAGAAAAAGAGAUUAUCGAUUGAUGUUGAUGAAAUUGAAAAAGAAUAUUAGAAUUAAUAAUAAUAGGUUGAUAUAGGAGAAAUAAGAUGUGCUAUUGGUUCUGAAUCUUUAAUUAAGAGUUUAUCUUAAGAAGAUUAAACAUUUAAUUAAGAAAAGAGUAUUUUUGAAUAAUCUUCUUUCUAGGAUUUUGUAUAACUUAAAUUUAAAGAAUUGAUGUCCAGAGAUAAAAUGGAUGAAUUGAUAGCAAUGAGAGAAAAGGUUUUGGAAGAAAGACAUAAAUAAUAAAUUAAAACAAUAAAUGAAGCUUAUGAAAAUAAAUAGAUUUCUCCUAAGACUUAUGAUUAAUAGAAUAGAAAACUAGAAAAAUGGGUGACUAAACAAAGAAAGGAUUUAGAAAAGAAGAAAAAUGAAAUUAUUAAAGGUCAACAAAGUACUUAUGAGACUGUGAUGAAGACUUAAAGAGAUCUUUUAUUUAUGAAAUAAAUUUCUUAAACUAAUUCACAAUCUUACAUAAAAAUUAUUGAUAGUUUUAGUUAAGAAUCUGUUUUGUAUUCAGAAUAAUCAUUAAGAAAUAGUAUUAUAGAAAUACAAAAUUAGAAUUUACUUUAAUUAUAAUAAUAACUACCAUAAAGAUCAUCCUUAUUAAGUGAAGAAGAUCUAAGUAAAUCAUAAAAUUUUGAUGAUGAAGUGAUGUUUAAAAAUAAUUCAAGUCCAUCUAGUCAUUAAUAUGCAGAUUAUGAACCAGAACCAUCAUUCAAUCUAUAAUAAUUAGCCUAAUCUCAAGUAUUAAGAGUAUCAGAUAUAGUUAGAGAUUAAUCUAAAAUGUCUGAAAAGUAAGCAGAAUCAUACUCUAUUUUAAUUUCUAAUAUGCUUAUAGUUUAAGAAAUUUAAUUAUUAUGCCAAGAACUUGGUAGAAACAAUAUUGAUAUAUUUGAAUAAGUUACUAAAGCCUAAAUUAAUAGACCUUAAUCAUAAUUAUAAACCUCUUAUGGAACAAAUCAGCCUAAAGGUUUUAAAACAGGAAUCCCAUAAGUAAAGACUUAUUUAACUCAUCUUACAGAAUUCAUGCUUUGUAAUUAUAAAGAUGAAGUUUUGGCUAAAAUAAAUGUUCCAUUAGGACCAUCUUCAAAAGAUAUGUUAAGAUUUUUGCAUCCUGUUUCUGAUUCAACAAUUGUUUCAGAUGAGGAAAGUAAUUAAAAUGAAAACUAUUUAUAAAAUAUCAUUAUGACAGCAGAGUUAUUUGGAACUUUUGAAAGAUUUUUAUUAAAUGAAUCAAUUCUAAAAAGUUAAACUUCUUAAUUACUUGAAUUAGAACAUAUUCAUAAUAAAGCAAUUUUCGAUGCUUUGAAUGAAGCUUUAGAUUAUUAUAGACCUUAUGGAAUGGCAGGAUAACCCUACGCUUGGAAAUGUGAUGCUGCUAGAUUAUAAUUUCGAGAAAAAACUUUAAAUGAAAUGCCAAAUAUUAUUAAAUCUAGCUUAGAUAAAGUUCUAGAAUGGUGUCAUUAUUUAGUUGGCUUUUUAAUUGAUAAAGAAGAUUGUCCAUAUCCUAAAAUGUUGAUGUUUGAUUAAGAAUGUUUAGCAUAAAUAAAAGAAGAUAGAAUGAUUAGAAUGCUCUCUGCAGAAGUAUUUUUAUUAAUUAAAUUCUUUAGGUUGAAGAAAAUGAAGAUAGAUGGAUAAGUUAUGAUGAAGAAUAUACAGUAGUUGCUAUCGAUUUAUCUGAUUUGAUUUUUGAUCACUUACUUGAAGAAUUACUUUAAGAAAUUCAUUGA